UGUGCAAACUUUUAAGCAAUCAUUUGUUUUUCAUUUUUCUUUAAUUACUAUCAUUGUCAAUGUGUGACAAAUAUUUACGGUUUAAAUCUAAAGUUUCAUUUAAAUGAAUCUUCUGAGAAAAUUUAAUAUAAAAAUAAUGAAAAAUACAAAAUAUGAGUGAAAUUACGCUUGUUAACGUAUGAAAAUAUAAUUUUUGAUAAAAAAAAUGGCAUCAGCAGCGCCAAGAUGUUUUUGUAAGGACAAAAUAAGUGAGAAAUUCACCGAUCUCUAUGCAGCACCGUCUCUCGAAUUAAGAAAAAUUAUAGAAGCACUCAGUGUGCCUGGAAAAGGUUUAUUGGCUAGCGACGAAUCACCCAUGAGUUUAAAUGAUAGAUUUGAAGAAAUUGGAAUAGAAAAUACAGAAGAUUCCCGACGAGAAUAUCGACAAAUGUUAUUCUCUGCUUAUAAGCCCGAAUUAACGAAAUAUAUAAGUGGAAUUAUCUUGCAUCAUGAAACACUUUACCAAAAAACAACCGACGGCAUCAGUUUCGCCGAGUUUCUUCAACAAAGAAACAUCGUACCUGGUAUUAAAGUGGACAAAGGCCUAAUUGAUCUAUUUGGUACCGAAAAGGAAUUGACAACAGAAGGCUUGGACAAUUUGAAGGAAAGAUGUAUGCAAUACAAGCGCGAAGGUUGCCACUUUACCAAGUGGAGAUGCGUUUAUUCAAUUUCAGAAACGAAACCGAGUCGACUGCUUAUGUCGGUAAAUGCGAACACGCUUGCGAGGUAUGCAACUAUAUGUCAAAGUGCCCGUUUAGUACCAAUCGUGGAACCAGAAAUAUUAACUAUUGGAGAACAUAGUAUAGAAAAAGCUUUACAAAUUCACGAGCAGGUAUUGUCCAUUUUGUUUAGAGCUUUGAACGAGCACAGAGUUUAUUUGGAGGGAAUGAUUCUCAAACCGGCAAUGGUAUUACCGGGUGUUAAAAAUAUCAAAAACUAUACGCCGCAAAUUGUAGCUGAAUACACAUUGAAAGCGUUAAAAAGGACGGUGCCUCCGGCCGUACCAACGAUUUUAUUUUUAAGCAAUGGGCAAACCGACGAGGACUCGAUAUUAAAUUUAAACGCGAUAAAUACGUUUGAAGGAAAAAAACCAUGGACUUUGAGUUUCUGUUAUGGCCGCUGCUUACAAUAUGAAGCUAUGAAAACUUGGAAAGGAAACGUAGCAAACGUGGAAGCAGCACACUCGGUAUUACUGGGAAGAGCUAAAUUAUGCUCCGAGGCGUCACUUGGAAAAUUAGACAUACAAAGCGUGCUCGCAAAAAAUAUUUCAUAAUUACGAAUAAUCGAAAAUAAUAACGUAUAAAUGUUGACGAAAUUAUUGGACCGAUUAAAUUAAAUUAUCGGGCGCGUGCAAUUUUAUCAUAGCGUUAUUUUUACAACGUAAGAAAAAUAUAUUUACGUUUUAAAUAAGAAAAACAGUCAACGGUUAUCGGAAUGGCCUGUCUUUUGAUACGCAAACUCCACUUAUUGGCUUUAAUAAUCGGAAUAAUGAUAUUUCGUGUUUAGGUUCUCAACAUGAAUGUGAAUUAUUUUAUUUGUUGAUCCAAAAUCUUUGAGAAUAUUUAAGAGAUCUUGCAUAAUAGUGCAUUAAUCUUGACAGUGAAAAAAUGUCAAAAAUUUGAAGUUAGAAUGUCAAAAGAAGGUGCCCUUAGUUGACCUUUAAAGCGAAGGUUCUCAAUAAAACGUGACUGGGUACGUGGAUGAUUCGUCGAUUGUACGCUACGUGCCAGUUGAAUCGUAUCACGCUGAACGGACUACAUAUUAUUCUUUUAUUGGUCAAUAUGUCGUCAUUCCCACGGAAUUCCACCAAUGAGAACACUUAUUAGAUGUUUCCUCGAAUUAAACCGAUCACAUGAUACCAUUCGAAAUUUCAAAAUAAUUUUGUCAUUUCUUUUUUUUGUUAAAUAAAAAUAUGUAUUUAGGAUAUACUUUUUUAAAAGGUUACACUUGAAAAUACUAGUAGGUGUAAAAAUAAAUUUGGUGCUUUAUAAUUUU
Molecule: messenger RNA, 2034 nt
Organism: Polistes canadensis
Lineage: Eukaryota; Metazoa; Arthropoda; Insecta; Hymenoptera; Vespidae
Product: fructose-bisphosphate aldolase-like
Exons: 6
Coding region: 206-1312 (368 amino acids)
Biological process (GO): glycolytic process; fructose 1,6-bisphosphate metabolic process
Cellular component (GO): cytosol
Molecular function (GO): fructose-bisphosphate aldolase activity
Source: RefSeq, a predicted model, not a curated record